Molecule: messenger RNA, 3966 nt
Organism: Hypanus sabinus (Atlantic stingray)
Lineage: Eukaryota; Metazoa; Chordata; Chondrichthyes; Myliobatiformes; Dasyatidae
Product: beta-centractin-like
Exons: 11
Coding region: 16-1308 (430 amino acids)
Source: RefSeq, a predicted model, not a curated record
GCCAAUCCACGAUGGAUGGGCGAAUCGGCUCUCGCUGGGCGGUGCAAAGGUUGGUCGACUGAACCUUGGCGCAGGCGUGGGUGCAUCGGGCCCGGCAAGAUUGCGCAGGCGCAGCUGGGUGAGGCCCGGCGGGGUUGCGCAUGCGUGGACUGUGCGGCGGAGAGGAGCCGGUGUGUCAUGGAGGCCUACGAUGUUAUCGCCAACCAGCCCGUGGUCAUCGACAACGGCUCUGGUGUUGUCAAAGCUGGAUUUGCUGGUGAUCAGAUACCAAAAUACUGUUUCCCCAAUUAUGUUGGUCGUCCAAAGCACAUUCGGGUGAUGGCAGGAGCAUUGGAAGGUGAUCUCUUCAUUGGGCCCAAGGCUGAGGAACACCGAGGAUUGCUCUCAAUUCGUUAUCCCAUGGAACAUGGCAUUGUGCAAGACUGGAAUGACAUGGAGCGAAUUUGGCAGUAUGUUUAUGGCAAAGACCAACUACAGACCUUCUCUGAGGAACAUCCAGUGCUCCUGACAGAAGCUCCACUAAAUCCAAGCAAAAACCGGGAGCGGGCUGCGGAAGUGUUUUUUGAGUCAUUUAACGUUCCGGCGCUUUUCAUUUCAAUGCAAGCUGUUCUAAGUCUAUAUGCCACCGGUCGAACCACGGGUGUGGUGCUCGAUGCCGGUGAUGGAGUCACCCACGCUGUCCCAAUUUAUGAAGGCUUUGCCAUGCCACAUUCCAUCAUGAGGGUAGAUGUGGCAGGCAGGGAUGUGUCCCGAUACCUGCGCCUACUGCUCCGGAAAGAAGGAUAUGAUUUUCACACCACUGCAGAAUUUGAGGUUGUUAAAACAAUCAAAGAGCGGGCCUGUUAUCUAUCUAUAAACCCACAGAAGGAUGAAACCCUGGAGACUGAGAAGGCACAAUACACUCUCCCCGAUGGGAGCACCUUAGAGGUGGGACCCGCUCGAUUCCGAGCUCCUGAGUUGCUUUUCAAACCUGACCUCAUAGGAGAUGAAAGCGAGGGAAUCCAUGAGGUGCUGACCUUUGCCAUUCAGAAGUCGGACAUGGACCUCCGCAGGACAUUAUUUUGCAAUAUUGUACUCUCAGGGGGUUCCACCCUGUUUAAAGGUUUUGGUGAUCGGUUACUCAGUGAGGUUAAGAAACUUGCUCCAAAGGACGUGAAAAUAAAGAUCUCUGCACCACAAGAGAGGCUGUACUCCACAUGGAUAGGGGGCUCUAUCCUUGCCUCACUAGACACAUUCAAGAAAAUGUGGGUGUCUAAGAAAGAAUACGAGGAGGAUGGAGCACGGGCAAUCCACCGGAAGACAUUUUAAUAUUGUUGGAAGUUGGCGUGCUGCUUUGUAAGCCUCGACCUGUGUGUAUCACAUAACCAUGCAGAAUUAAUAAUGGACAAGUAAAGUGUGUAUUUUUAUGUAUAAAAGAGGGUUUGGAUGCCACUUAUCAAAUAUUCUACCCCUAUCAAGAUUUGUGUAUAUUGGAUUAUACAUUCUGAUUUCAGUACUGUUGGGGGUGAGCUGUAGAUCAAUGUCUGCUGGUUGGUUUAGACAUUGCCGUUUACAAAGGAAGAUAUCUGCACUCGUUCAAUGAAGAAAAUGGUGUAAUUUAAGGUGUUUGACCACCCUUCUGCUUCCCUGAUCCCACGUCUCCCACCCUUGCCUCAUUCCUACUUUAUAAAUUCAUAGGAAAUGGGAGUUGCUUGUUAUAUUGAAGGUCAUCAUAUCACAUAGGUUGGAACAGCAAGCAGGAACCAGACUUCUGUGGUGAAUGUUCACAUCUACAGAGUGGACUCGAUGGACUCGAUUCCUUAACCUGCAUAGUAACUAGUCCUGCAAUGUUAGCUACUGUGAGUAGCAAAUGGUUAAACUGUCAAGCACAGUAACUAGCACUUUACUUGCAGUGGUUGGGUAGUGAGGAGAUAUCUGCAUGAGGACCAUAUAUUAGCAGCGUUUAAGUCUUGCACUGAACAUAACUGAUGAAAGUGUACAUGAUCAUUGGUGAUAACUAUGUCUGUCUUUAAGUUAUAGUUAGUGGGUUAAUAUUUUCCUCUCUUCCCACCCCCUUCCCCACUUACUCCUUUUAAAAUGUACAGAAUUAUUCUGCAUUAUAUUACAACUGUUAUAUCCACCGUUAAUUCUGAAGAAACAUGUUUCCUUUUGGGGCUUUUUUAAAUUGAAUCUGCACCUUACCUGCACAUCAUGCUACUUUUCAAUGUAGUCUGUGUCUAAUUUCAGCUAGUCCAACACAGUUCUGUGAAUUGUGUGAUGGAUCUGUUUAGAAUAAAAUGCUGCUCUGAAUUCAGUUCUGCAGUUUAACUUGAAGUUGGGUUGAAGGGGUCUGGAGUUAAGUUGAGGAAUUGGUUUACAGACCUCUCGUAAAGCUUUGCCCUGUAUACUUGGAUGUGAUUUGGAAUGUGCUUCUAUUUAUUUCCCCUUGUUAAUGACCAAUUGCAAUUGAGAACAUCCAUUUUCAUAGACUUCCAAAAGAUUUAGUAUAUGAAAGCCUUGUGAUGCAAGAUCUAUUGCACCCAAGUAGAUUACCCUUUUUUAUUUUCUACUGCAGUGAAGUGGAGUUUGUUGUCCUUUUGAUACUUGGUGAUGGCCUGAUUGGGAGAGUAUUCUCACCCGUGUGUUACAAACCACAUACUGCACUCGAUUACCUUGAAAAAGUAUCUCAAGCCAUUUCCAAAAGACUUGGUUCAACAGUGCAGAUUGGAAUUGAGACUUUCAGCAGUGUACUAAAUAAAUACUAGUAUAAACUGUUUAAUAAUGAAUCAAUCUGUGUUUUGAUCUCACUUUGCAAAGCCCGGAGUUUGGUUGUAACCCAUCAGCUGGCUCUCAUAACAAGGUUUUUAUUAUUUGGGUGAAAAUUGUCUUUUGAAGGUAAAUACCUGGAUGGAUUGCUGACACUUGAAUCCCCUGUCAUGUGGCUGAGCUGCCAUGAGAGUGUGAGAUAUUCUGACACUGCAGUAAGAGUACAAGAGGCAUUGCCUUACUCCUCAGACCUGAUUGCUAUAUUUUGCACCAGUUUGACUCUAAAGAUGAAGGUUUAGAUUCAAAUAAAAGCUCCAUCACAGUGUCUGUGUCCUUCAAUGCAGCCAAGAAGUGUUUUCCUUUUUUGCACAAUUGAACAUAAAUUAACUUAGUUUUGACAAAACUAAGGAGAGUGGCUUUUGGGAGAGUGCCUUUGAAGGCUAAUCAGUUUUAUUAAUGAGUUUACCCAUCCUUUGCUGGUGUAACAGGCACCAUUAACAAAAUUCUCUGUGUAACUGUAAGCCUCUGUUCUAAGUGAUGUGGCAUAUAUCUGUUGUCAACACCCUUGUUGAUCUUUGGCAGGGGCAUGAGAUAUUGAUGAAUUGGUUCUACUUGUUGAGCCUUUUGAUGACUUGGCAAACAAUUGACCAUCAACGUAUGGAACAGGAAACUGGUGACCUCUACUACUGGGGACUACUAGGAUUUGGCAUCUUUGCUAUGUUCCCUUUAUACUUGACUGAUCCUAUUUUGACAAGUUAGAGUGAAAGCUAGGUGACCCAAUUUCCAGCCAGUUUUAAAAUGGGCUUUACAAAGAGUCACAUCAAGGGGCAAAGUUUAGAUAGUGGGUCUUGCAAAGGAUGGGAAUCCUGUGACUCCUUUUGGACCAGAGAACAGAAUUAGACUUACUGCAAUCCCUUUUGGAAAAUCUGAUGGUUUGUCUAAGUGUGCAGAUCAUGAAUAAUGCACAGCCUCUGAAAAUGCUGUCGGCAUAAAUUUAGAUAAGUAUGAGGUAGCACUGCAGGCUGCCUUGAAUUAAUUAAGGAAUGAUUACUUUCUUAGAGAAAUCUGGUUCCUGCAAUUUUGACUCCAUGUUCCAGACAUUUCAGGACUUUGGUACUAGAGUGCCUUUAACCUUGUACGGAGAGUGGGAAAUGUGGGAUAUAAAUUGGCACCGGUAGAGUUUACCUCAAGUGUAUUUAAAAAAAAAAUAAAAACACUUCA